Trematomus bernacchii (emerald rockcod) is the source of this 2248-nucleotide messenger RNA. It is a transcript of the gene fgf14, whose product is annotated as fibroblast growth factor 14. The record is from RefSeq and is a predicted model, not a curated record. The coding region runs from base 1145 to 1894 and encodes 249 amino acids. Gene Ontology annotation, molecular function: growth factor activity; fibroblast growth factor receptor binding. The transcript has 5 exons. Gene Ontology annotation, cellular component: cytoplasm. Lineage: Eukaryota; Metazoa; Chordata; Actinopteri; Perciformes; Nototheniidae. Gene Ontology annotation, biological process: positive regulation of gene expression; animal organ morphogenesis; fibroblast growth factor receptor signaling pathway.
GAUUUGUUGAACGGGGGGUAUAAAGACUCAAGCGAGUGACUACUGCUUCCUUUCAGCUUUUUUUCCUCUGAGCGUGGGAAAUCGCACUGGCGUUACUUUCCCUAUUCCCUUAACGCACUGAUCGCCAUACAUGCCAUCUCCCGCCUUGGGCUCUGAAGGAAAACCCAUGGUGCGUCGAACUGUCUGCUGAUCGCCGGGGGGGUUAAGUUGCAGCUUGUCACACAAUGCAGACGUCAUCUCCACUGGAUUUAGAUCAGCUUUGGGGAUGUUUUCUUCUUCUCCUCAGUUCCUAUCGCACCCUGUUGUGAGUAUGGAAUACUGUAAAGACAACAUGUUUUGAGAAUCCUGCAGACCGGAAGGUAGCUGGAAUACAAGUUUGCAUUGAUUUAUGCUGCUGCAUCAAUUUUUUACUACGGUUGCGUAUUUCUUUCCAUCUCUAAGUGUGUGACUAAUGAUCAGUCACCGCAGGGUCGCUGUCGCGGAUAGCUUCUCGCAAACUUGAAGUUCGCAUCGCCCGGUGCUGCUGUGCCUGCACUCGGGUGGUGAUCUUCGCAUGAGGCGUCUGUGUUUGCUGUCGGCGCACAUGCACAGGCGUCCCCACCGGCACCCCAGCGACUUCUGAUAGAGCAACCUCGUCUGCAAGAAGGAGGAAAAAACGGAGGGGUAAAAGAGGAAAUAGUGGGUGCUGUGCUGUAAGGACACUGCAGCCGGUAGUGGACAUUUAAGGAGGCGAUGCUGCUGAACAUGUCACAGACAAUGAACAAAAAACAUCACUGUGUGCAGGUAUGAAUGAUCCUCUGAAAUCUCGGUCCGCGUGAGUUUGGCGUAGCUCUUCCUCAAGACUAUGUUUAUUGAUGCAUGUAUGGAAUUACGCAUGAACUGAUCUCAUUUUUUUCCAUCAUGUCCAAGAAUCUUUCGACGAUGUCAUCUGUUUUAAUAUAGCAAUGACAAUGUAGUAUUUGGACGAAUCCAGAAGACCAGCUCCUAAAAAAAUAAUAUAUAUUUGACAUUUGACUUCACGGAACAGACCACUCAGCCGCCACCAUGGGACUGUGACCCGGGCUGCGAGCUCCGAGAGGCGGCUGUUUGUGUAGUCUGAGCCCCCUGUUCAGACUGGACCUGAGCAGCUGUGACAUUUUGAGCCAUGGCUGCUGCUAUCGCCAGUGGCCUGAUCAGACAGAAGAGACAGGCACGGGAGCAGCACUUAGAGCGGCCGCAGCCCAACCGACGGAGGAAGAGCCCCAACAAGAACAAGGGGCUCUGCAAUGGGAACCUGGUCGACAUCUUCUCUAAAGUGCGCAUCUUCGGCCUCAGGAAACGAAGACUACGGAGACAAGAUCCCCAGCUCAAGGGUAUAGUGACCAGGUUAUAUUGCAGGCAGGGAUACUACUUGCAAAUGAACCCCGAUGGCUCUCUUGAUGGGACCAAAGAUGACAGCAGUAAUUCCUCUUUGUUCAACCUUAUUCCUGUGGGCCUCCGAGUUGUCGCCAUUCAGUCCGUGAAGACAGGGUUAUACAUCGCCAUGAACGGGGAGGGUCAUCUGUACACAUCAGAACUCUUUACAGCGGAGUGCAAGUUCAAAGAGUCGGUGUUUGAGAACUACUAUGUGAUCUACUCGUCCAUGUUGUACAGACAACAGGAGUCGGGGAGAGCUUGGUUCCUAGGGCUCAAUAAAGACGGCCAAGCUAUGAAGGGGAAUCGGGUGAAAAAAACCAAACCAGCUGCUCACUUCCUGCCCAAGCCAUUAGAAGUUGCCAUGUACAGAGAGCCAUCGUUGCAUGAUGUUGGAGAGACAGUGCCCAAGACAGCAGUUCCUCCCAGUAAAAGCACAACUGAGCCGGCAGUGAUGAACGGAGGUAAACCUGUAAGCAAGCCCGACAAGCCCCCCACAUAGCCACACCUGACUCAGUGUGUGUGGAGGGGGGGGGGGGGGACUUGACGGAGGCAGGGCUUUUCCCGACUAGACUCCAAACCCUCUUUCUUCUGUGGAUCCGAUCCAGGCAAACCGUCCUUCCUUUCUUCUCUUGCUCCCUCUUCCCUUCUUCUCCGCCUCGCCCUCCCUUUCUCCGGCUGUCUCAUCACGGGCGCAUGGAUUCUGAGGCGGCUGAGUUUCUCCAGCACAGGAGGGAAGAGGACCUCUGAAUAUGGAAUGCCUUUUAGAUUCCUCUGAAACUGUGAGAAUUCAUGUGAAUAACACGUGUUUCACACCCACGCUAGUGGUACUUUGCUUGCUGACAGUUCAUUCAAG